UUGUACUUAUCGCAGAACUUUUCUCGUACUUAUCGCCGUGAUAAGUAAGGCUUGGUUAAGGUAGCCUCCGACCUACCUUAACGCUCCCUUGUAAACAAACAAAAUGGCGGCGAUGGACGACAACUUCGCGGAGUUCGUUAACUAUCUGGAGCGUCAUGAGGAACUAAUGCGUGGGGCAGCCUUUUCAUACGCGUCACCGCCACGGGGAGUGCUCAGGGAUCGCUUGAAUCCCAUGGAAGUGUACGACGACUACGAGUUUUUGUGCCGUUAUCGAUUUACAAAAAGGACCGUGCAGCAGCUGCUCGAUAGGCUGCCUCUGCGGGAGAACACCGAUGGACGUGGGUUCCCUGUGCCGCCUCUCCUGCAGCUGCUCAUCACACUGCGCUUCUAUGGAGCCGGCACGUUCCAAAUUGUGACCGGCGACCUAGUGAAUGUUUCACAGCCGACAGUGUCACGGGUAAUCGAACGCGUAUCGACUAUGAUCGCCAGAAGCCUAUUUCCUGUGCUUGUGCAAUUUCCCGCCGCUUCAAAAAUGAGCGGUGUAAUGCAAGAUUUCUAUAGAAUAGGCAAGUUUCCCGGUGUGAGUGGGUGCAUUGAUUGCACCCAUGUGCCAAUUAAGAGCCCCGGUGGUGACCACGCCGAGGUGUACCGCAACCGGAAAGGAUACUUUUCGAUAAAUGUUCAGGGAAUCACGGGGCCCGACCUACAAUUUUAUGAUGUAGUGGCUAGCUGGCCAGGGUCUGCCCACGAUAGCAGAAUUUUCGACAGCAGCCGCGCCAGAGUGCUGUACGAGACGGGUGCCAUCCCCGGUAUUCUUCUCGGAGACAUGGGCUAUGCCUGCAGGUCAUAUCUGAUGACUCCUCUCAAGGAUCCCGCCCAAGGCACCCCAGAGUACAGGCAAGGUAGUUUUUAA
This is a messenger RNA of Dermacentor silvarum, 913 nucleotides long. RefSeq names its product putative nuclease HARBI1. NCBI's taxonomy places the organism in Eukaryota, Metazoa, Arthropoda, Arachnida, Ixodida, Ixodidae. Bases 104 to 913 code for a protein of 269 amino acids. The transcript has 2 exons. The record is from RefSeq and is a predicted model, not a curated record.